Rhea pennata is the source of this 1434-nucleotide messenger RNA. Its product is annotated as la-related protein 6-like. The coding region runs from base 1 to 1434 and encodes 477 amino acids. Gene Ontology annotation, biological process: RNA processing. Gene Ontology annotation, cellular component: nucleus. NCBI's taxonomy places the organism in Eukaryota, Metazoa, Chordata, Aves, Rheiformes, Rheidae. The record is from RefSeq and is a predicted model, not a curated record. Gene Ontology annotation, molecular function: mRNA binding. The transcript has 3 exons.
AUGUCAUCGCGUAGCUCCAUGGUGGCCCUGGGGCUAGGCUCCCAGCCCAGCUGCAGCGCUUGUCUGCCAGCCCAAAGGAGUUCCCUCCCUGAGCUGCACCUCUUUCCACCCCGGAGCCGCUCACUUGCCCUGCUUGGCCAGAAGGACUUCUUUGAGAGCUUUGAUGGGAGCUUCUGUGAUGUGAACGAUGCCUUGGGGGCUGACCUGUUCAACUGCAGCUACUCCAUCCCUGACCCACAGCUGGUCAGGAGAAUUGUGUCCCAGGUGGAGUUUUACCUCUCAGACGAGAAUUUGGCCAAGGAUGCCUUCCUCUUGAAACAUGUCCAGAAGAACAAGAUGGGCUAUGUCAGCAUUAAAUUGCUGACAUCCUUCAAGAAGGUGAAAUACCUUACACGAGACUGGCGGCUUACACUCUACGCUCUGCAGUUCUCGGAGCUGUUGGAGGUGAACGAGGAAGGGACUAAGGUGAGACGGAGGAUCCCUAUCCCUGAAUCACUGCUGAGCAUCCCACCCAGCAAGCUGCUCUUGGCUUGGGACCUCCUGCCCCAGGAGCAGAGCGUGUUGCCACCACUCCAGAAGAACUUCAUCGAGACUAUCACGAGGAUGUUCAGCCCAUUUGGCGCCAUUGCCUCCAUCCGCAUCCUGCGGCCUGGGAGGAAGCUGCCAUCGGACGUGAGGAAGUACACGUCCCGCUACCCUGAGCUCCUGACCAAGUGCUGUGCCCUAGUGGAAUAUGAAAGCCUGGAGAGCGCCAGGAAAGCCUUUGAAGACUUGAACCACCAGACCCAGGGCUCCCCAGGGAGGGAGAGCAUCAAGGUGGUCCGCCUUUCUGGCAAGGGCUCCAAGAAGAAAAGUGGGGCCGAGAGGGAAGUGUCUGAAGAUGUGGAGCUCACCGACAAGUUAGGCUGGAAGCAGCAGGCAGCCGUGGUACCUGAGAAGUUUCCGUACUGCCUUGGUGAGUCCCUCCUCUACAGCGAUUUGGAGUCGGAUGGUGCGCUGGCAUCCCCACCGCUGCUCGUGCACAAGCUCCUUUCCACUCCGGGCUGGCCCAGCAGCUCCAGCUUCAAACCCUGCUCCUACUCGAGCCCCUACUCUGGCUCCCUCUUGUCCAGCAAGAUCUUCCCUCCCCUCGCCACCGAGCUGGGGAAUGGCAGCUCCUACAGCCUGAGCUCCAGCUCGGAGAUGCAGAGGUUUGCUGACUCCGGCUGGGAGAGCGGGAUGGCUCUGGGCAGCGUGUGGGCCCCAUGGCGAUGCGGCCCAGCCUCCAGCCCCUCUCUGGACCUCAAACCUCCACCCUGCAAUCCUCCGGUGGGCAAAAAGGUGCCAGAUUCCUUCAGCCUCCGAGCCGGGGUGAUCCGCCUGCCGCAUGGGCCAGAUGGCACCAAGGGCUUCUACAACAGCAUCGGGAGAGGGAAACUCGUCCUUGGGCACUAG